Cimex lectularius (bed bug) is the source of this 1830-nucleotide messenger RNA. RefSeq names its product beta-1,3-glucosyltransferase. Lineage: Eukaryota; Metazoa; Arthropoda; Insecta; Hemiptera; Cimicidae. The transcript has 12 exons. The record is from RefSeq and is a predicted model, not a curated record. Gene Ontology annotation, molecular function: acetylglucosaminyltransferase activity. The coding region runs from base 182 to 1540 and encodes 452 amino acids. Gene Ontology annotation, cellular component: membrane.
UGUGCCGGUUCAGCCGACGUGCUGCAACCUUCUUGUUAUGCUGUCAACAGCAUAUGCUGAUAAAUUUUUGAAUGUUUUCAGUUUGUUUAAUUCAUUAAAUGUCCAAUUUGGACGGGUCAUUAUCAAAAUAGCAUUCAUUCUGCAGUCCAGCACGACGUUGUAAUGUCAUUGAGCCUUCCUCAUGACCUGCCUUACAGUUGCGGCCUUAGUUUUUAUAACGAUUAUCGAAGGAUGUACAGCAUUAGAUAGUGGACAAAUUGUGAUAACGAUAUUAAGUCAAGAAAAUGCCUAUCACUCAUCUAUUGCUCAAAAAUUGAAAGUUGAUAUUAUAAAACAAUCUGCAAAAGAAAAGAAAAUUCCUUAUGUAUAUAUAGUACCGAGGGAUCUGAAUUACGUUGGUGCUUGGACUGUGAUACCGAUUCUACCUCAUCUGAAAAAACAUGCAAGCAGCGUUUCAUGGUUUUAUUUUUGUGAAGAUUCGACAGUUGUUAAUCUAAAACAGUUAAUAGCAGGAUUGGAAAAAUACAAUCCAAAAAAGAGUAUUUGGCUUGGCUAUGGGCUAUACGACCAGGGACCAAGCAUCAUCCACCAUUUUGCUUUUGCGGAAAACCCCAAAUUUUUCAAAUAUCCUCUAUUCAGUGCAGGAUUUGCAAUUUCAACCCCACUUCUCUCAAAAUUUGUUUCAACACAAAAUGUAAUAAAAUCUGAUUUCUCAAUCGAUCCUUCACACGAGCUGGCGAUGGCCAUUGGAAUGGAUUACCCUUUGAUAAAUGCUUCAAAUAUUUUUUGUGCAAAAAAAGCUGAAGAAUGUGCCUCGUAUCCAAAAUCACACUCAAUAUGUAAACCCCGACUUUCCAAAGAUAAUCUAUUUUUUGCUGUUAAAACUUAUCAUAAAUUUCACAAAGACAGAGUAAAUAUUGUUAAAAGAACUUGGGGGCAGGAAGCCACCCACAUUGAAUUUUUUAGCGAUAUCAAUGACCAGGCUGUCCCGACUACAGCUGUGGGAGUGAACAACACAGAAAGAGGGCAUUGUGCAAAAACAAUGAAAAUACUGAGUAUUGCUUUAAAUAGAGUAACCACAAAAUUAAAAGAUGUCGUUUGGAUAGUAUUAGCUGAUGAUGAUACAAUUAUAGGGAUUGAUCGUUUACUUUCUCUGCUGUCUUGUUUUUCUAUGGAUUCAGUUGUUGGAGAAAGAUACGGCUACAAUGUAAGAUCAUCAAUGGGAUACAAUUAUCCUUCAGGCGGUGGAGGUAUUGCGUUUGGUGUAGAUGUUCUCUUUGAUAUAGUUCAACACUGCAACUGUCCAGCAGUUGACAGCCCCGAUGACAUGGUCCUUGGAAUGUGCCUAUCUUCCUUAGGAAUACCGCUAAUACACUCGCCAUUAUUCCAUCAAGCAAGACCGACAGAUUACGCAGAAAGUUACCUUCAAGUUGAGAAACCAAUAUCUUUCCAUAAACAUUGGAACAUCGACCCGGUGUCGGUGUACAAGGAAUGGUUUGAAACGAAUACAAAACCUGAUUUUAUACAUGAUGAAAUGUAAAUGCAGACCCACAUUAAAUUACAAUAUAGUCCCCUAAUAAUAAAAUAAUAAUUCCCUAAUAAUAUAACCCGCCUAAUCAGAACCUAACCUAAAAUAAAAAAUGGGUCAGAAGUCUACAUUCAAUGACCGUUAAAGUUAAUAUUUAUGAGAAUUAAGGGUAAAAGUCCAUAAUAGACUCAUGUAAAUAAAUAAUAAUAAUAAAAGUGACUAGUACAAAUGUAAACAUGUAAUAAAAAGCUUUUGAAAUGCAACUAAAAUCGACGAAAAAUAAAAAGUUUUCUAACCAAAAA